Messenger RNA from Aspergillus alliaceus, 2448 nucleotides. RefSeq names its product isoprenoid synthase domain-containing protein. The record is from RefSeq and is a predicted model, not a curated record. Gene Ontology annotation, molecular function: prenyltransferase activity. NCBI's taxonomy places the organism in Eukaryota, Fungi, Ascomycota, Eurotiomycetes, Eurotiales, Aspergillaceae. Gene Ontology annotation, biological process: isoprenoid biosynthetic process. Bases 165 to 2342 code for a protein of 725 amino acids. The transcript is spliced from 3 exons.
CUCGUUGCCUAUAAAGAGCUCGUCGUGGGUGUCCAGAAGCACAUUCUUCCUCCUUUCUUGUCUACCUCACUUGCUUGUUGUCGCCAAUUGGGCAUCGUACCUCUCGCAAAUUUCCCCUUCACUUGUAUUUUGUUUGUUUACUCUUUCGCAUACUACAUCGACCAAUGUUCAGGCAAUACUCCAACUUCAUAUCCCACAAGAGGAGAAGAAGCAAGAGUACUAUCCAAGUCUUGACUACCCCGUCGGAACCGGCCUCAGACGUACCAACAGCGAACGAGCCAAUUGAGAUAUGGAAUCACUCGCAACCUUUAGAUGCUGCGACACAACAACAGAAUGAUUGCUUUACCUCUCUGACGGCCCGAAUCCACAAAUAUGAUCAUGUGGCCCAAAGAGGCAGCGAUCGCUUCUUGGAAGACUUGACUGCCACCCUCGGUAGCGAAGAGGCCAAGUCGAAGACCAGCUACCUCACCUCCCCGGUGGGAAACUAUGCAAGCUUCUUGUACCCGGAAUGUAUCCCCGAACGGCUGGAGGUUGUCGCCUAUUUGACUGAGCUCGGGAACUUCCACGAUGACCAAGCCGAAAGCAAAGAAAGUGCACCUGCGGCAGACAAGCCAGAGGAACUGGUUGAGUCGCCUCGAGCGGAAGCUAGGAAAAAGCUCUUGGAGAAAGUCACGGGCGAACUGACUGAUAAGGAUGGGCUGGAGAUCAUCGACUGCUACCGCAGUAACUGGCUUGUCACUCCGGAAGUCCCCACAGCAGAGAACUGCGCCCAUCUUGACGACUACGUGGCUCGUCGCCGUCUUAAUGCAGGAAUUGAUGUGUACUGGACCCUGAUGGGAUUUGCCCACGGUACCCGGAUUGGAAAGGAGGAUCAGGCAAUCGCGAGAGAUGCGCUGGACGCAGCUGAGCGAACCAUGUUCUUCACCAAUGACUACUAUAGCUGGCCGAAAGAAAAGCGCGAGGUCAAGAAGAGACGGGUUGCGAACGUGAUCUUGUUCCUCAUGCAGCACCAGAACAUGUCCGAGGACGAUGCACGUGCGAAGGCCAAGGAGCUCAUUCUUGAAAACGAAAAGGAGUUCGUCAAGAGACGUGAGGCGCUGUACCAGGCCCACCCAGACUUAGCGCCCAAACUGCGCAAAUGGAUGGAGGUUCUGGAAGCUGCCCUUGGAGGUAUCCAUUACUGGAGUACUAAUGCACCACGGUAUGCGGUUCCCGAAACUCCCGAAGAGGAAAGCGAGGAAGAAUCUGAGGAGAGUUCAAGCAACGAGGAUGACUCCAAUGAUGAUGAGGAGGAGGAGGAGGACGAAGAGGACGAAGAGGAGGAGGUGCAUGCGAAUGGCACUGCCUACGUAGAGGGUGGCGAUGAGCCCAAGGAAGUACCAGUGUGGACCCCUCUCCUCAACGGGGAAGAACACCCCGCUGUGCACCUUGAUGCCACACCCUUGCUGGCACCAACAAACUACAUUGGGUCCAUCUCUGCUAACGAGGCUCAAUUGGAGCUGGUUUCGGCACUCAAUGUCUGGCUUCAAGUCCCCAAUCGGCCAUUGACCUUCAUCAAGCAGGUCGUCAAUGACCUGCACGACAGCUCUGAGAUCCUAGCCAACGUCCAGGAUCAGUCCCCUCUCCAGCGCCAAAAGACGGCAGCCCACCUGGUCUUUGGUCCCGCCCAGUCCAUCAACAGUGCUGCAUACAUGUUCGUCCGCGUCGCCAAAACUGUCAAUGGGUUGAACUGCCCUGGAAUGCUCGACGGCCUUCUGGAAGAGCUCGAAACACAUUUUAUUGGACAGUCUUGGGAUCUGAACUGGCGCUUCUCUCUGCAGUGCCCGACCGAACAGGAGUACUUGGACAUGGUCGAUAAGAAGAGCGGAUCUAUCUUCCGGAUGUUGGUGCGUCUCAUGCAGUCCGCCAGCAUGGAAGGCUCAACCCUAGACUUCGAGCUUCUCUCACAGUUGUUCGGGCGGUGGUACCAGAUCCGCAACGAGUAUCUGGGACUGCUUACGGGCAACAACCAAAGAGGCUUUGGUGAAGACUUGGAUCAGGGCAAGGUCUCGUAUGCAGUCGUCAGGUGCUGCAACGUCGACCCUACCGCCAAGACCAUCAUCUUGGGCAUUUUCAGACAAAAGCCCGAGGGUGCCUCGUUGUCCACUGAAAGCAAGAUCCAGAUCCUGGAGCUUUUACACAAGAGCGGCGCCCUACAAGCGACUUAUGAUCUAGUCCGGCAGCUGGGCCGGGAUAUUAUGAAGACCGUGAGCGAGCUCGAAGCCGCCGCGGGAGAGAUCAACCCCGGGCUCAAGGCCCUUGUGAAGACGCUGGGUGAUAUUCCGGCUCCCACUCAGGAGUGAGACUCCGUUUCUCGAUGAUACAUGAUACUUUUCAAACCCUUUAUCCUACCUGCUCGACUUAUUAUUCCCUUAUAUUUUUCUGUGAUGAUUAAUGUCUGACGCUCAU